This is a messenger RNA of Pelobates fuscus (common spadefoot toad), 2100 nucleotides long. It is a transcript of the gene PDLIM7, whose product is annotated as PDZ and LIM domain 7. Gene Ontology annotation, molecular function: muscle alpha-actinin binding; actin binding. The record is from RefSeq and is a predicted model, not a curated record. Gene Ontology annotation, biological process: heart development; actin cytoskeleton organization; muscle structure development. Lineage: Eukaryota; Metazoa; Chordata; Amphibia; Anura; Pelobatidae. Gene Ontology annotation, cellular component: filamentous actin; stress fiber; Z disc. The transcript is spliced from 11 exons. The coding region runs from base 264 to 1532 and encodes 422 amino acids.
UCUGAGGAAUGCGCUCCCCCUUGUUAGGAGCUGGGAAUGUCUGAGCUGAGAGCCCUGGUCCCUCCCAACCCAAAGCAUGAUUCAUUUCCCUGUAUCCCCCGGCCCGGGUGUCAUCUUACACUCCUUAUAUAGCCUGGGAGCCGGGGAGAGCUGGCAGGACUGGGAGCCUGUACUUCUUCCGCCUGCUGCCUUGGGUGAGACUGUGGGGGAGCAAGCUGGGGUGCAUGGAUCUCCCCUAGGAGCAGCUAGUGAUAUUUUGUGACAUGGAGGAUUACAAAGUAACUCUGGAUGGACCUGCUCCUUGGGGCUUCAGACUGCAGGGGGGCAAGGAUUUUAACAUGCCCCUUUCCAUCUCCAGGCUGACACCAAGUGGAAAGGCAGAACUUGCCGGAGUGAGUGUAGGGGACUGGCUAUUGCAGAUUGAUGGCGAGAACACAUCAACCAUGACUCAUAUUGAAGCUCAAAACAAGAUCCGUGCCUGCAGCAACAAACUGAGUCUUGUCUUAAGCCGGUUCUCACAUAACCUGGCUAAUCAACCAAAGGGUUUGAUUGCUCCAGAAUCCCAAGGAGUGAAGUACAGUUUUGCACCAAGCAAUGCCCUCAACAAAACUGCCCGGCCGUUUAAUGCCGGUACACCACCUCCAGACAACUCUCGGCCUGGUCAAGUCACCAAGGCAGUGACAUACAUACCCCCUCCAAUGUCCUUUGCUGACAGCCCAACACCCAGAUCCCAACAACAGAACGGACAGGAGAACACAAACAUAGCUUCAGUUUCUGCAAAAGAUACCACAGACUUUCCACCUCCGCCUGUAGCGCCCUCUGGGCCCGCAGCCCGCCCUCCUUGGACUACAGAUCCUUCUUUUGCUGAACGUUAUGCACCUGACAAAACCACUACUGUGAUGACAAAGCACACCCAACCAGCAACCCCCACACCAGUUCAAAACCGUAGUUCCAUCUUGCAGGCAGCACAGCCUGCCUCUACAGGAGAGAAAACUCCCAUCUGUUCCCAGUGCAAUAAGGUCAUUAGAGGGCGAUAUUUGCUGGCCCUGGGGCGCUACUAUCACCCUGAAGAGUUUACUUGCUCGCAGUGCCGCAACGUGCUUGAAGAGGGAGGGUUCUUUGAGGAAAAGGGAUCCAUAUUUUGCCCACGCUGCUAUGAUGUCAGAUUCGCCCCCAACUGUGCCAAGUGCAAGAAGAAGAUUACUGGGGAAAUCAUGCAUGCUUUGAAGAUGACCUGGCAUGUUCAGUGUUUUACCUGCGCCUUCUGCAAGACUCCGAUUCGUAACCGUGCCUUUUACAUGGAGGAGGGGCAGCCCUACUGUGAAAAAGAUUACGAGAAGAUGUUUGGCACUAAGUGCCGCGGCUGCGACUUUAAGAUUGAUGCCGGUGAUCGUUUCUUGGAAGCUCUUGGAUACAGCUGGCAUGACACCUGCUUUGUUUGUGCGAUCUGUCAAGUGAAUCUGGAAGGCAAGACUUUUUACUCCAAGAAAGAUAAACCUCUGUGCAAGACCCAUGCUUUCGCCAAUGUCUGAGGAGCAAAAAGACACUUCCACCUAGGCACACUCACAUCAUCACUCCAAAGAGUAAACAUACACACCCACAAAAACUCACACCCCUUUACACACUGGGGCCGCUUCCAUGAAAUAUGGCACACCUGAGAUCCUGCUCAGCAUUGGUCCGUUACAUUUAGGCAGGGAAUGAGGAAUUGUUGCAGGAGUAGUUCUUCUGAGAUAGGAAUUUUUAAAAGCUGAAGUUUUUGUUUGAUUUGUUUUAGUUUUGUUUAUUUUGUCAUGUCUUUAGUAUUACCUUAUUUGAUUUAGGUUAUUCCCUGGAGCUAAUAAGUCCUGAUGCUUUUUAGUCUACAGUGCUCGGGCUUGCAAUAAUACCAGACACUAGCGUUCCGUAAUCUGUUACAGCUUACGUUUCUAGCCAAGGCGGUUUCCAGAAAAACAUUGCCUGCAUUUGGGGAAUUUCUCCAAAUUACAUCAUGUCUGGUCCACACGAUCAGAUUAAUUUAAAAAAUAAAAAAUGAAUAAUAAAAAAAAAUUCUUUCAAACGAUUUUGUAUAAGAAAAAGUACCGGUAAAAUAAAGAAUAACUA